Hyalella azteca is the source of this 993-nucleotide messenger RNA. RefSeq names its product methylcrotonoyl-CoA carboxylase beta chain, mitochondrial-like. Gene Ontology annotation, molecular function: methylcrotonoyl-CoA carboxylase activity. The record is from RefSeq and is a predicted model, not a curated record. Gene Ontology annotation, cellular component: mitochondrion; methylcrotonoyl-CoA carboxylase complex. The transcript is spliced from 6 exons. Bases 1 to 993 code for a protein of 330 amino acids. NCBI's taxonomy places the organism in Eukaryota, Metazoa, Arthropoda, Malacostraca, Amphipoda, Hyalellidae. Gene Ontology annotation, biological process: L-leucine catabolic process.
AUGAACAGACAUAGGGCGCUUGAGGCCCUCUCGCUCUCUGUUUGCCAGCCUUGGAAAAGUUGGUUUAAUAACAGCUCAUUGAGAUACUCAGCAGCUCCUGUUAACAGAAAACCUUUUCCUGUUCUUCCUGACACUCUUGAUGUCAAUGUUCCUGAGAUUCAAUCUGCAACCAGAACUGCUCACAAGCAUAUAGCCAAACUGGCUGAGCUCAAGGAGCUUGUGAGACUGGGAGGUGGAGAAAAAGCCCAAGCCUCAUAUGUCCGCAAGAAAGUUCUUCCAAGAGACAGGAUUACUAGGAUUUUGGAUGACCCUGAUGAAGACCUACUUGAAAUUGGUAUAUUUGCUGGUCUUGGGAUGCCAUACGGUGAUGUACCGAGUGCUGGAACAAUUUGCUGUAUAGGUAAAGUACAUGGCCGGUAUUGCAUGAUAUCAGCUACUGAGGGAACAUUUAAAGGAGGCACAAUGUUCCCGAUCACCGUUACCAAGCAGAUCUCAGUUCUAGAUAAAGCUGAAAAAUGUGGUCUACCUUUCGUUUUCUUUAUUGACUCUGGAGGAGCAUUUUUACCUUUGCAGUCGUUACUGUUCCCUGACAAGAUGGGAGGAGGACGCGUGUUCUACUUGGAAUCUGUGCUGGGUUCACAAGGCUUGCCAACCGUGGCCGUCAUCUGUGGCUCCUGCACUGCUGGAGGGGCGUACGGACCAGCGCUGUGUCAGGAGGCAGGGAUCACUGACAAGACAGGCACGGUUUUCUUGGGAGGGCCGCCGCUGGUCAAGGCUGCCCUGGGCUAUGACAUCGGCGCACAGGAGCUUGGAGGGGCGGAACUACAUUCAAGAGUGAGUGGCGUAACAGACUACUUCCUGGGCACUGAAGACGAAGGUUUUGACGUGGUACGCGACGUUAUAGCGACUACGAAUUACUCCUCGUCUGACUGUACCGCUGCCACUACGUGGGAAGAGCCUCUGCACGACGCUUCUCAUCUCGACUGUCAGUGA